Messenger RNA from Betta splendens (Siamese fighting fish), 3812 nucleotides. RefSeq names its product trace amine-associated receptor 8a-like. The record is from RefSeq and is a predicted model, not a curated record. Gene Ontology annotation, cellular component: membrane. NCBI's taxonomy places the organism in Eukaryota, Metazoa, Chordata, Actinopteri, Anabantiformes, Osphronemidae. Gene Ontology annotation, molecular function: trace-amine receptor activity; neuropeptide Y receptor activity. The transcript is spliced from 2 exons. Gene Ontology annotation, biological process: G protein-coupled receptor signaling pathway. The coding region runs from base 1683 to 2666 and encodes 327 amino acids.
CCUGUUCGCUCACAGUGUUGUGUAAUAAUUCAUAAAGUUUAUGAAGUAAUUACUGUGAUUUGAGAUACUGAGAUUCAGGAAGACAGUGUCACAGAAUAAUACAGCACCUACUGUACUGUACUGUACUGUCUACUCUACAACAGCACUGGGUCACGUGUGUAAGGAGGAGACCCUGUUUUGCAACAGAAGUGUAGUACCACCAAGACCAUUAAAACUACAGUGUGUUUUACUGACCUAGAUAAAGUAAGUGGGGAGGAGUGCAGCUUCUGCUGCAAGCACCUGACCUAGAGUAACCUGAGUUCGAGCUACCCCGCCCUGGGAGAAAAAGGCAGUGCAACAAGUGUCUUCACUUUGUUUGGGAUUAUGAUUGGGUAAAAAUAUAAUACAGUAAUGGUAAAAAACACCCUAAAAGGUCAAGAUGAUGAUCUUAUGUCCGGGGAGCUGAAUCCCACCCCGUGAGCAACAGGUACAUAAGGUGUUGUGGUGACCAAAAAUUCUCAGUCUGUCCUGUCUUCUGUCACUUUCCUGUGGAAUAAAUGCGUGGUUCAACCCUGGAUCUUACUGCUCUGGACUUACUUGCAACCUGGCCUUCUGAACUUAAACAAAUUUUGUGAUCUUGCUGUUUAUUUUCCACACUUUGGGAAUUUACUAAUUUUUUGGAGCCUUACCUUAUUACUGUGGAUUAUUUUAGCUUUGCACCUCUUUUCACCUCUGGGAAUUUAUUAAUUUUCUGGAACCGUACUACAGUGGCUUUAGUUCAUUUUUCCACCUUUUGGAAUUCAUAAUUUAAUCUCUGGAAUUUAUAUAUUUUUAAUUUUAUCAUCUUAACUUAAAGAUAAUUUACACCUAUUGGAUUUAUAAAAGCUCAGUCAGAUUGGAAUACAGGACGUGGUUUUCCAGCACAGCGUCCGCGGCAGGUCUUUUAGUAGCAGCUCAGCGGGGAUCACGUGUCUCUCCUUGGGGAGGACUGCAGCGCUGUGCAGGUGCUUCACGGUGUAAACGGCGUGCACUCCGAUGCACAUUGUCGCUUUUAGCAGCGUUUGUAUUGCACCACACUUAGAAAAAUUAUAUACAAGUAGUGUACAGAUUUAUGUACACUAAUAUAAAUAACAAAAUCAAGAGAAGAAUAGGCUCAAAUGAGCAAAGAAAGUAGUAAACAGAAGGAAGAGGACAGGAGCUGUGAAGCAGCACCAGAAGUAAAAUAUAAACCAUCAUGUCUUAAUUGUGAUUACAUUUUUUUCUUAACUAAUCUUUGUUGUGGGACAAGAUUUAAGAAUAAAAUCACUGAUAUGUUAAACACAAAUAAAACCACCAAGCUAAGGAAGAGACUUCUUGAGGCCACAGUCCAGGCAGCAAAGAGAUAAUAGCCUUUGAGUUUAUGGGAGGCUAGAGAAAUAGGGUCUAAGGUUCUUUCAUAGGGUCAAAGGGUUCUGAGAAGGUCACAUAAAUAUCAACCUGUUCAGACUUACAAUAUACUGUAAAUGACAAUGAUGACGUCAGAAUAUGGAUGGAGGCCGGAGCGAAAGAGAGAGAGAGAGAGAGAAAGAGAGAGAGAGAGACCGGAACUAAUGAGAAGCAGGAGGAAAGUGAGACGACUCAGAGAGACACAGAUAAAUGAGCUACAUGAGCAAAACUCUGCCCAGGAAGCUGAGUGAGUCCUCAGCAGCUUCUCUCCUCUUGUGAUGGAGACCCUGGAGGAUGCUAAACUUUGCUUUCCACAUCUCCUUAACGCCUCCUGCAGGAAACAUGCUCGUCCUCACUCUGAGGCAAUGCUCAUUUAUGUUCUAGUUUCCUGCAUGUCUCUGCUCACUGCGAGUCUCAACCUGCUGGUCAUCGUCUCCAUCUCCCACUUCAGGCAGCUACAAACUCCCACCAACCUCCUCCUCCUCUCUCUGGCUGUCUCUGAUUUCCUUGUUGGUCUAAUCGUGAUGCCGUUUCAGAUCCUCUUCCUAGAACCUUGCUGGUUUCUAGGUGACUUGGUGUGCACUUUUUAUUUUUUUGUACCAUGUAUCACUAUUUAUUCUUCAGUGACAAACAUGGUGUUGAUCUCAGUCGACCGUUAUGUGGCCAUCUGUCACCCUCUGAGCUACGCCAGCAAAUUUUCUCAAAAAACAGUUAAACUCUGUGUCCUCUUGUGUUGGCUUUAUUGUCUUAUGUACAGUUUCCUUAUUCUGUAUGAUAACCUGAAGCAACCAGGCAGGUCUAACUCCUGCUAUGGUGAAUGUGUGAUUAUUGUAAAUGGAGCAGCUGAUCUUGUUUUAAGCUUCAUCGUCCCCAUCUCAGCCAUCAUCAUCCUGUAUGUGAGGGUGUUUGUGGUGGCUGUGUCUCAGGCUCGUUCCAUGCGCUCCCACGUUGCAGCUGUUAAACUGCAGCGUUCACUGACUGUGACGGUCAGGAAAUCAGAGAUUAAGGCAGCAAAGACUCUCGGUGUGACGAUUGUUGUGUUUCUCCUGUGUUUUAUUCCUUAUUACUGUGUGUCUCUCUCUGGAUACAACCUCACAAUCAAUGCUUCAACUAAUGACUUUUUACUUUUUGUAGUUUUAUCAAACUCUUGUCUGAACCCUGUGAUUUAUUCUUUUCUCUACCCCUGGUUUAGAAAAUCUGUUAAACUCAUUCUUACUUUACAGAUACUGCAGCCCAAAUCCAGUGAGGCCUGUGUAAAGUAGAAGGACUGGAUCUGUAAAUAUUAAACUUUGACUAUGCAAAAUGUCACUCUGUUAAUCACAAAACACUGACUACAGUAACUGAAACAUGUAAACUAUACACCUCUUCAUAUAUGGAAUAUGGAUUCAUCACAGCAUCAAUUGUCUUGUCUCUUUAGUGAACAGUAAACAUGUUUUUUAUUUACUUAUACAUAGUUUCCUGUUGAUCAUAAAUGUUUGUGUUUGAGUGUUUACAUAAACAACUAUAAAUUAAUUGUGCUUGAACUAAAUUUUCCCCUAUUUAAGAAUAAACACAAAUAAAAUUGCUCUUUUUUGACCGCUAGCCUGAUCGUUCUUCCUCCACACUUACCCCUCUUUUGCUUUCUUUCACAUCGUCCAUGGUGCUUCAACUGUGGGUCCAAGGGCAGCAGGGGCCAGCAGAGGAGCAGUGAAUUUGAGUUGUCCUUACUUCUGAGCUUUUCAUCAAGUCUGGAGUCUAUUUCCACUUUGGCAAUUUUGUUUGUGUAAAGGUUGGCUGUAAUUGAAUGUGCACUUUAGAUGUGACCAAGACAUUCAAAAAUUAAAAAACAGUUUCAGGAGAGGGAGAAGCUGCAGCAUGUGUCUUAGCCGCCAUCUUGAAGCACUAUGGAUUUAAUGUCAGCUUCAGGUUCUACUUGUCACUAUCUACCAUCAAAGAAGACGAAUUGAAUCUGUAAGUCUCUUGAAGCGGGUCAGAGCAAAUUAAAUUUAACUCUAAAAUUAAACUCUUUAAUCAAAAAAACUGAGACUGUUUGAAUGACAUCGGUGUUAACUGUUUUGCUUUAACUGCUUAUUUUUAUUUGAAUAUUUAUUGUGUGUUGAUAUUUAUUUAAUUGUUGACGUGGACCCAGAACACAGUUUGUGUUCUGCCCAGACAUUGCUGGUGCACAAGUGAGAAGCAUGUGGAGAGAAGUGAAAGUGUACUGUAAGCAGGACAAGAAAGUAAAAAAAGAUCGUUUUUGAUGAUGCAUAACCAUUCCCUUGCAGCCAGCAAGGUGUGUUUAUUUUGCAUCUGUUCUAUGUCGUGUAUUUAUUUAUAAUUCUAUUUGUUUUUUUCAAAAUGUAAUGUUUUUACCGUAUGUCAUAGUUCGAUGGUGGAUUUUGUUCGAUACAUAAGGAGCAACAACUGCU